UUAUAAUGGUAUCGCAGAUCGUUUUUCUGCACAAUUCUAGCUUAUGGGGGUUUUCCUGAUACUUGAAGAAUAUAUAAGGCGGAAACUGUAAUAUUGAGGAAAUUUUGAAGGGAAAAUUAGAUAAAAAAAAAAAGUUGCAGGCGUGGGAAGAGAGAAGAAGAGUAAGCCCUAAAAUUUCAUCGGAGAAGAGAAACAUGUCGACGAGGCGAGAAAGCAGAGAUUCAGACCCAAAACGACAGCGUUCAAGAAUCGAUCGCGAACCCAGCCCCAAGAGAUCAAGAAGAGAUGGCAAACCUGAAGCUGAACGAGUUCUGAUUAAGAAGGAUUUGGAUGUUAGGGAGGGUACUGAUGCAGAGAAGAAACCACGUCAGUCCUUGAGAGAUGCUGCGCCGUUGGAACCUGAUGCUCAUGGUUCGAAAAAAGACAGUGGAAAGAAGCACUCCGGGCAUCAUGAGACCACCAAACAAGCUUCCCAUCUAUCUCAAGUGCCUCGUUCUAGACCCUAUUCUCAGCAUGAUGAUCUUCCUAGUGAUGGAAAAGGUGACAGAAGACCAACUUCUGAGAGAGGAUCGUGGAGAAGUUCAAGAGAUCAGAGUAACCGAAGAGGUGGAGAUGAUGACAAGUCACAGCAUCGUAAAGACGAAGACAAAAGCUCGUGGCGACAUGAUAGCGACACCCAAGGAGCACUCUCUAGGAAACGACCGGCCUUCAGGGAGAAGAAGAUCGCAGAGGGGAACAACACAGACAGAACAAGAACUGAGGAGGGAAAAGACACGAAUCUAAACAAUCGCAGACAGAACGAGAGAAACUGGAGGAGAAAUAUGCAUUCAGAAAGACAUGAGAGACCAGCAAUGGGAAGAGACAGAGUGUGGAACAGAGAUGAUGAAAGAGGCGCGGGAAGCAGACAGAGUUAUCGAGUUGAUAGAGACAGAUUCAACGGCAAUGGGCGUAGUGGGUUUAGCGGAAGCUGGGCAAGGAAUGAGAAGAAAUGGGACCAUGACUUGUUCGAGGAGGCGAACAAGAGUCCAGCCAAAGCCACUGAGGAAGAACAGAUUGCAAAAGUUGAAGCUUUGUUGGCUUCUUGAAGCAGCAUAUGUUAUGAAUUCGCCUCUAACAUUAUAAUAUCUCAGUUUGCAAGUGUAGAAGAUGAUUUCUGAGUUUAUAUAAUGGAACUCUCUUCUUUUUUCCAAGAAA
Messenger RNA from Arabidopsis lyrata subsp. lyrata, 1194 nucleotides. Its product is annotated as serine/threonine-protein kinase fray2. The transcript has 4 exons. Bases 195 to 1085 code for a protein of 296 amino acids. The record is from RefSeq and is a predicted model, not a curated record. NCBI's taxonomy places the organism in Eukaryota, Viridiplantae, Streptophyta, Magnoliopsida, Brassicales, Brassicaceae.